This is a messenger RNA of Scatophagus argus, 12130 nucleotides long. RefSeq names its product xin actin binding repeat containing 2b (gene xirp2b). The transcript has 10 exons. Gene Ontology annotation, cellular component: focal adhesion; stress fiber. Gene Ontology annotation, molecular function: actin filament binding. Lineage: Eukaryota; Metazoa; Chordata; Actinopteri; Scatophagidae. Gene Ontology annotation, biological process: actin cytoskeleton organization; actin filament organization. The record is from RefSeq and is a predicted model, not a curated record. The coding region runs from base 538 to 11037 and encodes 3499 amino acids.
CAACGUGACUUACUCUGUCCAAUCGUGGUUUCUUAGAGCUGGAAUGAGCCGCAGAGCGCUGCCCGCCCGCCUGCCUGUCACUCUGCGGGCUGCAAAUCGCACCGUGUGCUCAUGAUUGCCGCCAGCCAAGACCUGCUGACUGAGGCCCCUCAGGCUGCAAAGAAAGUGGAACCCUGUCGAAUGUGGUGACCCGUAUCCACUCCCUCCCGUAGUCACAGUACGUGGUGAUACAGUUGCACCCCAAUGGAAAUUCAAUCACGAGAUGGAUCGGAGUGAGUAGCAACUGCUCUCCUGUCUCUCCCCUGCUGGCCUGCUUAUCGAUGAAUUCGUCCAAAGAAGGACUUCAAACACAUCUGGAUUAAAGACAUCUCAGUACUGGAAGGUGGCUUGGAGGGAAAAUCAUCCACUUCACUGUCACCAAAUCUGCUGGCAGCGCACGUUUGAACCAGGGCAGGACUUCCUGAAAGAGAUUUAAACCAGAGGAACCGGAUUCGCUCUGUGGACUCAGAGGUCAUCCCACUGACCAACUGUGAGGCCAUGUACCAGGCAGCUGUCUCCAAGCGAGCAGACAACACUAUCCCCAGCGGGGUCAUGGAGGAGUCGGAGGUCUGUUCCCUGCCAGGGGGACUUGUCAGUGUGAGGAAACAGUUUGAGACCCAGGAAAAUACAACCUCACACCAUGUAACCCAGUUCCAUUUUCAUCACAGAACUGUACAGGAAAUGUCAAACUCAGAAGUGACAGUGUCAAGCAGGAACAGUCAGGUCGUCCCAGGCAGUCAGCAGCUACACUUCAAUCAAGAAAUGAUGGAGUCAUACAGCAACAAUAACUUGGAAUCAAGUUAUGAAAACCAUCAAAACGAAACAGAAGAGGAGUUUCCCAGAUACACUACAAAAGAACUGAGGGAUCACUUUGAAAGAACAAUAGAAGAGGCUGCUCCGCACAAACCAAUCAAGAUUGAACGUGACAUCAGUCGAUCUAAGUGGUCCUCAAAGGUGACACAAAACAAUACAGUGACUAGUGAGGUGUGUGAAGCAACCACUACUGAGCCCACAGAAGACACACUGGCAGCUGUGAUGGAUUAUGAGGAUUUUCCGCCCCCACCAACUGAAGAUUCUGACUAUCUUCCACCUCCACCUCCAGACUUACUACAAAUGCCAUCAGACAGUCAAGAUAUUCCAGCAUGGCAUGACUCACCUGAGCCUCCAGAACCAGCAAACCCCUCCAAAUACUCAGAGCAAAGCAGAGAGGCUUACCUCAAGCAGAGGAGAAUGAAUGAGCUGAAACGUCUUUACAAGCACAUUCACCCCGAGGUUCGGAAGAAUAUUGAGAAGGAGUACUACAGUGAUUACAACGAAACUGAGGUCAACCAGUUAGAGAGCCAAGACUACAUGUAUGAGGAUGAUGUUGACGAUAUCAACGAUGAAGAAUAUGUGGAAUGGGAAGAGAUUCUCCCUGGGGAUGUGCAGGCGAUGCGUUGGAUGUUUGAAAAUAAGCCACUGGAUACCAUUAAAGAUGAAGUUCCUGAUGAGGAUGACGACAACAACAAAAUAAGGCAACAGGAAAUCAUUCUUGGAAAAGAUGUGAAACGCACAGCUUGGAUGUUUGAGACCAAGCCAGUAGAUGAGCUGAGUUCACACAAUAUAAACUCAACAGAAUAUAAAAACAAAUUCAACAAAUUUGAUAAGGGAGAUGUCCGUGCUGCAGCGUGGUUGUUUGAAACCCAAACAAUGGACACUCUAAAUAAAAUGCAUAAGGAGGAGGAUUUAACGAAAGAGAUUGUCUUCACAGAGGAGGAUGGACAUGCUACUAUUUAUAUGAUCGACAAUAAGUACAUGGAAAGUCUUGGGCACACUGAGACCAUUGACGAGAGCCACCUGUUAACUCUAAGGUCAGUGUUAGAAGAAAUUAAUGGUGAAGUGAAAACUGUUACAACCACUUUUGACACUCAGUUUAAAUGCAUCAUUAUGGGACAGUCAAGCCAAAUGCUGGAGAUUAAGUCUGUGCGUAAAAUUGAAACUGAAUUAGAGAACUCCAUUGCUUCACGUUGGCUUUUUGAUACCCAACCCCUGGACAUGACAAACAGAGAACCUACAUCUUUGAAACUUGUGUGUAGUCUUUCCAUGGAGGACAGCAAUAAGGGUGACUGGGGCAGGUGGUUGUUUGAGAUAAAGACAUUGAACUCUCUCAGUGAGUGGGAAAGCUCAAAAAUUGAGAAUCAAGAGAUCAUUGGAGCUGACGUACACAAGCAUUGCUUAGUGUUUGAAACUCAGCCAAUGGAUUCUCUGAAGGAUGAUUCCAAUGCAAGACCCCAGACUACUGAAGAAAUUAUUGGGGGCAAUGUUAGAUCUGCGAGACACUUUUUUGAAAGCAGCCCUCAGGCAGAGAGGAAAGCUGGCCCUGAGGUCGGAAAACUCAAAAAGGCAACAAUGAAUGAAGAAAUAAAAGGGGAUGUGAGACACCAAAAGUGGCGCUUCGAGAGUCAACCUCUAGAGCACAUAAGAGAGGACAAGAAGGAGGUUACUCGCACUGUGAAUGUCGAGGAUGACCUCACACAGGAGGAUGGCACAAGCUGCAGGGCAGAUGUGCGCAAGAACUGCUGGGUAUUUGAGACCCAGCCAAUGGAUACUUUAAAAGAUGAUUCAAAUUCUCUGCCCAUGACAAAGGAGGAAAUUAUUGCAGGUAACGUGAGAUCAGCCAGACAUUAUUUUGAAACGAUUCCGACUGAGGAGUUGAAAGACCUUGCGGAGGUGGGCAAACUUAAAAAAACUGUAGCACUUAAUGAGGAGAGGGGUGAUGUCAGACAUCAGAAAUGGCGAUUUGAAAGCCAACCCCUGGAGGAAAUAAGAGAGGAAAAGAAGGAUGUCCUCAGAACUAUCGACCUGGAAGAAAUUGAUAAAGUAGACGUCCGAAACUACAAGCAAAUCUUUGAAAGUACAGAUUUAAAUAGGAGGGAUGAAUCUCAAAAGAUUCUCAUAGAGGGUGUAACAUCAGGCUCGGUGAAAUCAAACAAAAACCUGUUUGAGUCUACUCAACUGUAUGCCAUGCAGGACCGCUCAGGGCACUUCCAUGAGGUGAAAACAGUGCGCCGUGAAGAGGUUGUGAAAGGAGAUGUAUCGACAUGCAAAUGGAUGUUUGAAACGCGACCAAUCGACCAGUUUGAUGAAAGCAUUAAUAAAUACCAAAUUAUCAAGGGCAUAUCCAAACAGGAAAUAGAGUCUGGUGAUGUUAAAACUGCAAAGUGGUUGUUUGAAACGCAGCCUCUUGAUGGCAUUAAGUACUUCAGCAAUAUUGAAGAUGAAGAAAUUUUGGAGACAAGUAAAAAUGUUGACAUCAUCAAGGGUGAUGUGAAAACCUGCAAGUGGCUAUUUGAGACUAAACCAAUGGACAUCCUGUAUGAAAGAGUAGAGUUAAGGGAUGAAAACAAAUCUGAAGAAAUGCAAAAGGGAGACGUCAAAACUUGCACAUGGCUUUUUGAGACACAAGCACUUGAUUCUAUUCAAAACGAGACAGAGACCGUUCUGAAGACCUGCACUGUGAAUCAAGAGGACAUUAGAGGAAAAGAUGUGGGAAUGGCUUGUUUUCUCUUUGAGACAGAGAAACUGGAGAACCUCACUGGAGAAGAGACAGGCUCUUUUAAGCGUGUCACAGAGAUAGACAUUGCAUCAGGGGAUGUGUCAAGGAUGAAGUACAUUUUUGAAAAUCAAGCAUGUGAUAUCAUGACAUCAACCUCUGAGGAAGUAAUGCAAAAGCUCAAGAGAGUUCAGACUGAGGACAUACAAAAGGGAAAUGUAGUGAACUGUAAAUGGCUCUUUGAAAAUCAGUCUAUAGAUACAAUACAUGAUAGCCAAGAGGAAUCUAUGAGCAGCCGCACAGUGACUGAUGUACAAGGAGGAGAUGUAGACAAGGGCCGUUUCAUUUUUGAAACUUACUCCUUAGAUAAAAUUCAGGAGGAAUCCUCUGAAACAAACACGGACCUGAUAAAAAUGCAAAAAAUUGUCCGUGAUGAGGAUGAGAAGGGAGAUGUGAGAAAUUACACCAUGAUGUUUGAAAAUCAGCCUCUUUAUGCCAUUCAGGACAAAGAGGGCCUUUACCACGAAGUCACUACUGUUACAAGUGAAGAAGUAACUCGAGGAGAUGUUGUUGGAACUCGAUGGUUGUUUGAAACCAAGCCUCUUGACGCUAUCAUAGACACAGAUGAGGUUCAUAUAAUUAAAUCUGUCACACAACAGGAUGUGCAAAAAGGAGAUGUCACCUCUGCCAAGUGGAAAUUUGAGACUCAGCCCCUCGACAGGAUUGCUGAAGAAAGUAAGGCUUUAAUAAAAACCGUACAUGAUAUUCAAGGAGGCAAUGUUAGGAUGAACAAAGAUCGUUUUGAGUCGGAUGCCCUGUCACAGGAAUCUGUUAGAACGGUCAAUGUGAGUGAAAUACACAAAGGUGAUGUCAGAACAGCAAAAUGGAGAUUUGAAACCCAGUCCAUUGACAAAAUAAGAAGCAUGAGCUCUGAAAAUCUGAUUGAAACAGUUAAAAAGGAAGAAGUUGCAAAGGGAGACGUUAAACAUUCAGUGUGGCUCUUUGAGAAAAACCCUCUUGACCACAUUAAAGAGGUAGAUGAGGACGAAUAUCAGCGGAACAUCACUCAAGAGGAGAUCUCCAAAGCAGAUGUAAAGACAACAACAUGGCUCUUUGAGACAACACCAUUUGACAACUUUAAUGAGACAAAAAUGGAAAAGACUGAAAUCCUGGGAAAGAGCGUCAAGGGAACUCUUGAGGAACUUUAUAGUCAGGAAAUGGUGAAGUCAAAGGGAAUACUCAUUGAAGCUGAUGAAAUAGGAGACGUUAGAAUGGCAAAAUACCAGCUAAUGAAUAAGCAGGCUCCAGAGAUUCAACGAGAGGAAGUCAUUAGGGGAGAUCUGCAAACUAUUAUGAUGAACCUUCUGAACAGAAAUGAAAGAAACGAACGGCAGAUAGUCAUAGAUUCAGAAGAGAAGGGUAACAUCAGUUCAACAGUGCAGCAACUUUUCAACCAAGAGAGAGACGGCAGAAUUGAAAGGGAGGAAAUACUACAAGGUGACAUUCGGGAAGCUAUUAAUAACCUUUUCAAUCAGGACCAAUCAGCAAAACAUGGAAUACUCAUCCAGGAGGAUGAGAAAGGUGACGUACGGAUGACAUUAUAUUCCCUUCUUAAUAAACAAGACAAUGUUAAUGUUGAAAAAGAAGAUAUUGUAAGAGGGGAUAUAAAAAGUGCUCUUCAAAGACUGUCCAGCUCAGAAAAGUCUGAUCAGGCAGUCAAGAUAAAGGUAGAUGCCACUGAAAAAGGAAAUGUCAACUUUUACUCCACAUGCAUUGAAUCGGGGUCGCUCGACUAUCUUAAACAGCUCCAUUUAGGACCUGAAGAGAGCCCACCAGCCACAACUGAAAAAGAGAGAAUCAUUGGAGGCGACAUCAAGGGCACAAAACGCAUCCUUGGCCGUAAUCAAACACAGAUUGAGCGUACAGUGGAGGAUGUUAUCCCUGGUGAUGUUCACAACACUGUGAAAGUUUUCAUGUCCGAGCCAGCCAUCUCAUUGGAAAGACUCCAAAAGGAAGAGAUAGUCAAAGGUGAUUUAAAAGCUGCUUUGAAUUCAUUGUCUGAAUCAGCUAAUCAGACAGUUGUUGUAGAGAAAGAAGCAGUGGUGAAAGGCAACAUACCGAAAGCCCUGCGGUGCUUAGAGAGGGCUCAACAGCGGUACAAGGAGGUGGAGAAGCCAGAUAUCAUACCAGGUAAUAUCAAAGGGGCUCUGAGAUCGCUUGAGAAGUCUGCAACAUCCAGAGCUGAAGCUGUUGUCGAGGAUUUAGUUCCCGGAGAUGUGAAAGCCACGCUAAAAUCUCUGGAGCUGGCAAAGCAAGUGGUUAGGGAAGUUGAAAAGGAAGAAAUCGUGAGGGGUGAUAUUCGCAUAGCCAUGCAAAGUCUACAAGAUGCCUCCACUGAGAGGAGGAAGUGUCAACAGGCAACAGAUGUUCAGGGAGACGUCAGAGGAACAAUUCAGCUCUUAAUGGAGCCUCCACCUUCACCAAGCAUGCAAAGGAGCCCAAGCCUAGAGGGUGACGUAAAGGGUGACGUCAAGAUGUCAAUUAAGUCAUUAUAUGAGAUGCAGGAGCAGACCCAGCUGGACAAAGAAGAAGUGAUAAAGGGUGAUGUUAAAGGCACUAUUAAAUCUUUGUUGGAAUCUGCACAGCGUGAAACUCCCAAAGUCAAACUUAGAGCUUACAGAAGAGUUAGAGUAAAGCAGUGUGCUCCAGUCAAAAACCUCAGUGCUGAUGCACAAAGGAACAUACAAAAGAUAAAAACAGCUAAUCAGUUUGAAACAUCAGACGAAAAUCAGUCCAUCUCUAAUCACACUGAAAUAGUAAGAACGGAAUCAAGUUCUGAGGAACAGUCUGCUCAGCAAUCAACGACUGUGGUGGAGCAUAAAACAAUCACCCAAAACCAUGGCAUCAAAACAUUAAGGACAGAGUUUCGUAAUCUAAAGGCAAGCCCAAAGGGAAUGAUAAAAGUAAAUAAAACCAAAGUAGAAACUGGUGUUUAUAAAGUUAAACCACAAUUGUCGGAACCUGAGCUUCCUCUUCCACCUCCACCUUUGCCAGUGAUAGACACAGAUUUUCCUCCUCCUCCUCCUUCUGUUGAUUCUGACAUUGAUCACCUUCCUCCUCCACCACCACCUCUCACUAGUGAGCAGGACUUCCUCCCACCUCCUCCAUCUCAACAGGAACUGGACAGCAUGCCAGCACAGGCAUCACAUCCUUCACCAGCAAAAGCAAAAAAGAUGACAGUUAAAAAAGUGAAAGGUCCAACAUUACACCCGGUCCCAAAGCUGGAGCCUAAAGUCGAAUUAAGUAAAACACAACACAUGGAGGUUACAUCAGAGAAGGUGUUAGAAAUGAGCCAAAAACAAUCGAAAACAACAACACAUACUUCAAAAACAGUUUCCUGUGAAAUCCCCCCGCCACCUGAGUCACCACAACCACUAAAGAAAGCUUAUACCUCUCCUGUGAAAUUCACCCCUCCACCCUCUCCUCCACCUUUCAUGCGACGGCCAAUGAGUAAAUUCGACACUCCAUUAAUAAAAGCAGAAGAAAAGUACCGGAAGCUGAGGGAGGCCAACACACCCCCAAGAACUCCAACACCCACUUACAUACAUGACUCAGUUACUGCAGCUCUUGAAAUGCUUUCCACCAAAGACACAGAGCAGUCAAAUAACAACACAUCAGAAAUACUGAGAGCUGGAAAGACAGCACUGAAUGUUCAUUCAGAUUCCCGAUCUUGUGAUUUAUCCAAGCAUGUUGUUGUCUCCAGUACCACAGAGAGCAGUGCUGGUCAUCAGAAAAUUCUCACAGAUUCAAUGGCUAUGUCUUCCGCUAAACAGCAAAUAGUCUCUAAUGAGUCUUCUGAGGUUGUCUCCGUUCAAAAUACCUCAGCUGUGUCUACAGUGAUGCAGCAGAUGCAAACGACUACACAGAAAACAGUUUCUGUUUCCUCCAAGAAGUCAAUUCAGUCUGUCAUGGCUGACGAAGUCCAGACCUCUGUCACCGACAUAGUAAAAACAGAAAACAUAUCAACUGACAGAAAGAAGCAUUCUAAAACAAAGGGCUGCAACAAAUCCGAAGAUAAAAACGAAGAUGAAGUGCGUUGUCAGAAAAUCCCUGUUAAAACAGUAAAACCUGAGCCUGCUGUUACUUCUGAGGAGAAUGUAAAAUCACAAAAGACACAAUAUGAGAACAAGAAAAAAGAUAACACAGCAUCGGAGUUACCCAUCGGAAUUAACCUUCGCAAUCAGUCCUUCGAAAUAGAAAAUGUCACCUCAGACAAAAAUGUAAAGGAGUCCAGAUCCCCACAGCGUGUUGGCAAGAAGAAAACUGAUCAUUCUUCUACCGAGAGCCAAGAGACUGUUUAUGAUCAGCUAAUGCAAACAGAAAAACCAGCUGCCAAUGCAAAUGGAAAAAUGGGUAAAGCAAACCAAAAGGUGAACAAGAUCAAUAAACAAGAAAAGCACAUAGAGACAAAAACAUCCAAAGAGAAUGAGAAACAGAGCAUUUCACAAGAUUUCGAGGUGGAAGUGAAGGAAGCUACUGAGGUGAAAGUGAUCAGGAAAUCCACUGAAGUAAAGACGGAGUUAAAGCAGGGGAUUAAGAGUGUUACUCUCUCUCCUGCUGCUGCCUCUGUGCCUGCUGUUACUGUUGGCAUAAUUGACAGCCAACCAGAAACUCCAACUCCAUCAAAGAAGAAAAAGAGGUCCAAAAAGUCUAAAGGGGUUGCGCAGCAAGGUCAGGGUAAAGAUAUUUCCACUGACUCAAAAAUAGACAUUAUAGAAACCAAGACAGCAACAUAUGAAAAAUCCCCACAAGCUCAGGAUACAAUUGCAUUCGCCCAAGUGAACACAAAUGUAAAAGAGGAGCACAUUCAAGUGAAGAGAGAAGUCAAUAUGACAAAAAGUAUAGACGAUCACAAUUCACAGGAAGGGAAAGAAGUUCAGAAACAUGUGAAGGGAUCACAAAAGAAGAAAGAAAUUACAGUCACACGGCAAAGUGCAGAGGACCCACCAGGAGAAAGUAGGAAUGUCCCAAUUACAGUGACAAGUGAGUCAGAACAAAAUGAACUAGUAAAGUCCACAAGAGAGAGAACAGAAGAAUCUCACAGCCAAUUAUUAAUAUCUCACAUCACUGAGAUACAACGCAUUUCAGAAAAGACUGAUUCUAAAUCUGAAACAUCUCGGCUCACCACAGAUUCGGAUUGGCUAAUGAGUUCAGAAAUAGCGGAAAGAAAUGCUCCAAAAAAUUCUGAAUUUCUUUCAAGUGGGACGAAAGUAGCAGAGCCUAAGCUGACCCAUCUAGAAGAUAAUGAAACAAUGGAGAAGCAUGAAUGUGAAUCAGUUUCUGAGAAAUGUGUUUCUGGUGGGGCAGUGCCAAGAAUAUCCAAGAUCAGUAUUGGUUCUGCCAAAGUUGAGAACCAAACAAAGAAAAAGACCUCCCAUGAACGAAGGAAAGAAGAAGUGACUCAGUGCAAGUCUGUUGACCUUCGGGCUGCCUCGCCAUCACUGAGGAUGCGUUCUCCCUCGCCGACAUUUAUUACCAUCGAAUCCACACGACGAAAUGGCUCCCCUCAAAGAGUUACUCCGUCACCUACCCUGCUACACAGACCACCUACACCUCCCACACCGCCGCCACGCAGGUGUGACACCCCGACAUCACGCCUCACUAGAAUCACACCUUCUCCAACUUUUGACAGAGCAGAAAAUCUGGCUCGACUCAAAGACACAACAGCCAAGCUCUCACGUGGCGUCACCCCACCGCCACUACUUCCCCAACAAAUCCCAGAGAAGAAAUCUGAGAUUGUGGAAUCACCUCCAUCGUUCCAUCGGCAAAUCAAAAUCGACUCCCAACUUGUGAAGUCCUCAGGGAAAGCAGUGGAAAUGGAAAAACCCCCAAAGAGUGUAACUGGGGAGGCUCAGUGGACUGAUGUAAAUUCUGCACGUGUGAAGGGAGAUCAGGCUAAUAUCUCAGAGAAUCUGGAUGCAAAUGAAAUACAAAGUAUGCCUUUGUGUCAAAAUGACCCUGAACUUGUUGAAGCUGCAGAUAUUUCAGAGCCAUCAUCUGCAUCUGUCAAAGAAAAGAGAGAAUUUUUUGAAGAGGCACAAAAGGCUGGAUUUAAUAAGAGUUAUAUGCGAAAGGAGCCCAUUGUGAUCCCUGAACGACUGGGCCCAGACAUGGAGGAAUAUGAGGAAGAAAACAAGAACAAAGAAAAGGAUGAGCUUCCCAAGGCGGACUUGUCUAGUCUUGUAAACAAAUUUGAAUCACCAGAAGAGAAAUUAUAUUCCAGAACAGAGCUUAUCCCACUCACAGAGUGGCUUCACAAUGACAGUGAAGGCACAGAUUGUGACAAAGAGAAAGCAAACAUCCUGGAACAGGAAAUGCCUACUUUUGACAUUCAGGCUAUUAAAAAUGUUUUUGAAUUGGGUGAGCAAAGUUCCUCAUUCAGGGAGGAGAAAAAGGAUCAGGAGGAGACUGUGUCAAGCCUGACUAAAACACCAACAGACACUUCAAAGCAGAAAAGUUCGCAAGAGACAAAGGGAGGCUCACGAAAGAGCACCUCCUCCCCUCCACAGAAAAAUGAUGUAGAAACUGUGCCAGCAGAGCUACCACAAGUCUUCUCUGAAUCCAAAUCAAUCACAGAACAUUUCUCAAAUGUUGAUGAGUUUGGUAACAAGGUCACUGGAACAAGGACAGCUGUCACUGAACACUCUGAGAGUGUGUCGACGAAGCAGGCUCCUUUUUCAUAUGCUGAUGCCGUUAAGAAAAAAGCAGUGAGGCGAACAGAAACCUACGAUGCCGACGCUACCGAGCAGUUGCUGAGGAAUUUCCACAAAACGUGGACAGAGAGUGAGACAGUUUUCAAGAGCCUUGGCUACACUGUUUCUGAGGAGGCAACAUCACAAGUUGUGUCGCAUCACAUGAACAUUGCGCCCUCUGGUUCGAGUUCCGAAGUCGGAGCUCUGCACGGUAUGUCGGAGGAGAGCUUAUCCGAUGGAUGCUCUGAUAGUGGACAAAAAAAGUACCAUAAAUCCUGUUUCUGCUGUGAGCACUGCAGAAGUAAAUUAAGCCUAGGAAAUUAUGUCUCUCUCCAUGGACAUUUCUACUGUCUUCACCAUUACAAACAACUCCUCAAGUCCAAAGGGAGCUACGAUAAUGGACUUGGGCAGAAACCUCCCACAGGAAGUGGUGGACCUAUCCCCUCAGAUGAGAAACUUGAAUAUAGAUAUUCCAUGAGCAGCCUAAGUUCAGUAGAAAAAACACACAUUGAAAUGACAAAAACGUGUGAUGAAAGCAAACCACACUACAACAAAAUAUCUGUAGUUUGGCCUCCACAGGCUGAUCUCCCAAAGAAAGCCUUUAAAAUAGAAGAAGACAUUCAGCUAACUAAACCACAGUGGCCCCCUCAAGACAACUCCCCGAAGACACCCACACACCAGCACAGAAAGGCUGUUCCCAGAAGUGUCCUUUGAAAUGUAGUCAACCAACUACACCGUUUAGUCAAAAAGAAAGAAAAAAAGCAAAGAAGAAGAACAUAAGAAUGAAUAGGAAACGAGGAAAGAAGUGUCCUGUUGGCAUAGCUGAGGAAGUGUUUGAAUGAAGGUCAUGCAGUUAAGUGAUAUAAGGGAACAUGAAACGUAAGAAAAUGAAAGGAAAAUUGUUGUGUAUAUACUUGUAAAUGGUGUACCAGUGGAGAAGCAGGUUGUAGCUGUAAUUAAUUGUAAGUAAGAAAGUAAGUGCUAGAAAGACAGAUGUGGGUGGAAAGCGGAUGUAGAGAUGAAGCAGUGUGCCUCGAACUAGCAGCUUGUCCCAUGUGCAAUUUUUCAGUUUGCUUUUUUCCUGUUCCGUUCAGUAGUCAGCGCUCAUUUAACAUGUGACACUAGAAAUUGAAUCAAAUCUAAAAACAACAACAAAAAGAUCAUUUUAAUCAUUAUGGCUAGAAACAGCAUCAUAACAAAUUUAAGCUCUGGAUCAAAUAAAAUACUAACCGCAGUAAAUGUUGUUUCAGUCUAAAUUUCUGGGUGGUCUAGUCAGGUUUAGACUAAACCUUGGUUAAAUUCCCACUGCUCUUGAAAUUUAUGUCCUUUCCAAAUAUAAUUUGGCCCACUGUCUAUUUCAUCUCCUGUUUUAUUCUAAAAUCAAUUGGGUUGUUGUACAAUUCACUAAUUUUUUUCAUGUUACUCUAUGCACAAUUCACGAAAACAGUUUCGGUCUGUGGACUUUGCUGUUGUAUUAUUUUGUCGAGGCUUUUAUCUUUCAGCAUAUCAACAUUUUUGCAUUUGCCUUUUCGUAGCACCUGGUGUGCAGACUACUACAUAAAAGCAUCCUGGAAUUAUUUUAUUUAUAAUAUUGAAAGUAUAUAAUAUGAACAGGUGGACUGGUGAUGUUUGUUUUGGACAUUUGUUUCCUGUUUUGAACAACAAAUAUUUUUGAAUGAAGAAUUUUAUUUUUUAGAUUAGAUAAUUAUACCUCGCUUUGUACAAGAAAAUUCCUGAUUCUGUCAUGCUGUCAGGCUGGUUCACUUACUUUAUUGCUGAUCUAAGGGCAAUAAAAUAUUGAAUUUAA